CACCAAAUGCAUUCUCACCGGUCCGCCCAAGCACAACAGUCCUAUCUGGAUGUGUCGGACGCCAAAUUGUACUACGAAGUACGUGGCCAGGGCCCCCUGCUCCUGGUGAUCUCCGGAGGAAACGGGACCGCCGCGUUCUUUGCGUCUUUCGCCUCGCUGCUGUCCUCCCAGUUCCAAGUGGUGACCUACGACCGACGAGGCUUCUGGCGGAGUCCCCUGCACGAGGGAACUGACUUGGAUGCGGCCCGGCUCUUGCAGGCCAACGUCGAGGAUGCUGCUGCGCUGCUCCGACACCUGUCGCCCAACGCGCCAGCCACCGUCUUCGGAUCCUCGUGGGCCGCCAACAUUGCCCUAAACCUGCUCAAGACCCAUCCACAUCUCCUCCGCCAGGUCAUUGUCCACGAACCAGUGCUGGGAAACCUGUUCACCCCGGAGAUCACCCAGCGAUUCCGCGAGGACGUCGAUCGGAUCAUCGCUGCCUUCCGCACCCACGGGGUUCCGGCAGCCAAUGCGAUCCUCACCUCCAUCACCAGCAGCGAACGCGAUCGCGCGCUCUUCGUUGCCUCGACGGUGUUUCAGGAACUGCGGUCCCUCCCCGCCAGCAAUCAGGACUGGUAUUUUGGGGUGCAGAUGGUCGAAUGGCGACAGUUCACCACUUUCGCGCCCGAGCUGCUCCUCGUGCAUCGGGACAAGCUGAUGCUCACGCGGGGGGAGGAGGAAUCCCCCGACUUGACCGCACAGCCAACCUGCGUGCUAUCGGAUCGAUUGCAGAUGCCGGUGGUGAACAUGCCGGGGGGUCAUCUGGGGUACAUUACGCACCAGCCAGAGUUUGUUACGAGUCUGGGGAAGCUGUUGGUGCAUCACGAGCGAGCGAGGUUGUGA
Messenger RNA from Aspergillus saccharolyticus JOP 1030-1, 882 nucleotides. Its product is annotated as alpha/beta fold hydrolase. The record is from RefSeq and is a predicted model, not a curated record. The transcript has a single exon. NCBI's taxonomy places the organism in Eukaryota, Fungi, Ascomycota, Eurotiomycetes, Eurotiales, Aspergillaceae. Bases 7 to 882 code for a protein of 291 amino acids. Gene Ontology annotation, molecular function: triacylglycerol lipase activity. Gene Ontology annotation, biological process: glycerolipid catabolic process.